AGUUGCCUACGAAGUACGAAUCGUUGGAACUUGGAAUCGUCACGACUCGGAAACACGCAAUCGUUCUCACGACUCUUUUGAACGACGAUUCGUCCGUAUCACGAUUCGAUUCUUACGAUUCUUUAUUUAGAGUCGUUCAAAUGAACGACUCAUUCACGAAUCGCUACAACUCUAAUGUUCAGUCUUUGCGAGCGGGAGGCUGUGUAACUGUGCGUGAAGCUGAGGUUCUGUUUCAACAUAUUAAGGCUGUCCACAUCUAGACCAAGUGUCAGGAUCAAUGAGGCAUGUCUUAGCUUCCCUACAAAGUUCUGUGGUUUUUUAUCUUUAAGUGGAGUGCGGCAGAUGUUGUGGCCUCUUGGUUCAGUGCGUGCCACCUAAGACUGUGUGGAAUAUGUCUGCCAAAAAAAGAGUGAGGCUUCUGGAGGCAGCUUACGAUGGAGCUGUGGAAGAGCUGAAAGAACUGCUGUGUGUGGGGAUGGACGUAGGGUUGAGGGACGAGCACGAGAUGACCGCCCUGCACUGUGCGGUGGAAGGCGGAAGUGUGGAGGCGGUCAGAAUUCUCCUUGACAGUGGGGCAGACGUGAAUGCCAGGAACCAGGAGUGGGACACGCCGCUGCACAUCGCUGCGUUCUUCGGCUACGUGGCCGUCGUGCGGCUGCUGCUGUCAGUGUCGGCGGACCCGAGUCCCAGCUGCCAGAAAGGGUGGACGCCACUGCACUGGGCAGCACAGGAGGGGCACGCCGAGGUGGUGGCCGCACUUUUAAGUGCGGGAGCAGACAUGGGCAUCAGGGACGUAGAGGGGAGGACGCCGCUGGACCUCGCCAGGCAGUACGGCAGAUGGGAGCUGGUCACUAUUCUCACAUAAGGGCGUCAGUUUACUAUGUGUAUGAGUAGCUAUCAAUUGCACUGAUAACUAGAGACUGGAUUAUGGGUAAUGUAAAAGGUCAAAAUAUAUGUACAAAUUGCUUAAAAUAUGCACGACAAAUGUUGAAACGUACAAGAUAAAGCAAUAAAAAACAUAGCAGUUACUGUGUGCAAUAUGUCUCAAAGUUGGACCUGUGCAUUUCGAUUGCAAGAAAGAGCGCUGGACACAUGAAAAAUUUGGACAUUUAGAAUGGUUGUUUCGUGACUUGUAUACUUUGUGGUAGAGGUUUGGCAGUGUCGUGUUUGAGAUUAGUUUUUAAAAACUGCAAAAACAAGAUGCACAUUAUGUUUCAAUAGCUGCAAAACGAUUGACAUGCACAGGUCCACCUUUAAGAUAUAUUGCACACGGAGGAGCACGGAUGAGAAAUUUGCGAUAUUUUAUUUUAGAAACAACAUACAAUAAGGAAUUUUUUGAAGAACAUUAACAUUUAAAUAAUAUUAUUGGACUAAAGAA
Schistocerca nitens (vagrant locust) is the source of this 1378-nucleotide messenger RNA. Its product is annotated as ankyrin repeat domain-containing protein 1-like. Gene Ontology annotation, molecular function: protein binding. The coding region runs from base 392 to 865 and encodes 157 amino acids. Lineage: Eukaryota; Metazoa; Arthropoda; Insecta; Orthoptera; Acrididae. The record is from RefSeq and is a predicted model, not a curated record. The transcript is spliced from 3 exons.